GGCUGCCCAGACUUUCGCUUUCGCCCGCCUCCGCGCGCCAGCCAGGUGUCCUCGCGAUCCCCUAUCGCUCUGGGGUCCAGUCGCCGCGCCCCAGACCCGACCCCCGUCACAGUGCGUUCCCCAAAUGGCCGGCGACCCCUGGCGGAGAGAGGAGGAGAAGGUCCCCGACGGCAGGCGACCCAUGGUGGGAGCCAGGGGGCCCCUGCGCCUCCGCGACUGGCUGGUGGCGCAGAUCGAGAGCGGGCGCUACGCAGGGUUGCGCUGGGAGGACGAGGGCAAGACCCUCUUCCGCAUCCCCUGGAAGCACGCAGCCAAGCAGGGCUACCGGGCGCAGCAGGACGCGGCGCUCUUCAGGGCCUGGGCCAUAUACAAGGGCAAGCACGUAGAGGGCAUUGACAAGGACGACCCCUCCACCUGGAAGACGCGGCUCCGCUGUGCCCUCAACAAGAGCGCCGACUUCUGUGAGGUGCAUGCGCGCAGCCAGCUGGACAUCUCCAACCCCUACAAGGUCUACCGGAUUGUGUCCGACGGUACCGAUGGCCCAGUUACCAGGGCUUGUGCUCCCCCUCAAGAGAAGGGCAUUCUCCAGAGCCAGGCGGAGCCCCCUGGAGAAGUGACGGAGCUGGCCUGCAGGACAGACCAGGAUGGCUCCGAACUAGCCACAGAGGAUAAGGACAAGCAGCAGCCUAGGGGGCUGGCCCAGCAGGGCUCCCUGCCACCAACCACCCUGCUCCUGGGCCCUUUGGCUGACCACAGGUACCAGGCACAGGACCCUGCACACCCUUGGAGCCCCUCGCCCCCUGAGGACUUCAGCAACCCUGAUUGCUGGCUGCACGUGCGGCUGUUCUAUGGCGCCGAGCUGGUGCGCGAAGCCACCGCGCGCACCGCAGAGGGCUGCAGUCUGAGCCCGCGGGCGGCCGCCGCCGCCGCCGAGCGCCUGCUGGGGCCGCCGCGGCGCAUGGCGCAGGUUCGCUUCCCGGAGCCGCCGCCCGGCGCCCGCGUGCUGCAGCGCCUGCUGCCGCACCUGGAACGCGGCGUGCUGCUGUGGGUGGCGCCCGAGGGCGUAUUCGCCAAGCGCCUGUGCCAGGGCCGCGUGUACUGGCGCGGCCCGCUCGCCCCGCACCGCGCGCAGCCCAACAAACUGGAGCGCGAGCGCACCUGCCAGCUGCUCGACACGCGCCGCUUCCUCGCUGAACUGCGCGCCCACCUGCAGGAUGGUCACCCAGAGCCCGAGUACCAGAUCCGUCUGUGCUUUGGCGAGGAGUACCCAGGGCCCCCAGACCAGCCUGAGGAGCGGCUCAUCAUGGCCCAUGUGGAGCCAGUCUUCGCCCGGGAGCUCCUCCUGCAUAUGAAGCGCCACGGCCAUGGUGCCCGGGCCGCAGGUCUCCAGCCCUGCAUCCAAGGCAUCACUCACCAUUGACGCAGCUGAGUCAGCCCUAAGCAGCUGCUUCUUCCUCAUGCCCUCUAAAGUCAGCCCCCCACAAGGUGCAGACCACACCCCAGCCCUGCCCAAACUGAGCCAGAGGUCUUGGGGUCUCCCCCCACCCAUCACCCAGGUAGGUUGGGACAGUGGAAGCCGAUGGCGGCUCCACCCUCUCAGCCAUGGAGAUGAAGCCCUGGAACGUGGCACGUAGCCCCAGCAGCUGGGCCUAGGGCAUCAGGCGGAAACCAAACUCAAGCUUGAGGUUCUGGAAACAGCAAUUACAUCAGAAACAAGACUUCAUCUCUUUGCUGAGAGCCCAACAUGCAUAUAGUGGUUUACUAAAAGCACACCUUAACUGUG
This is a messenger RNA of Equus caballus (horse), 1783 nucleotides long. Its product is annotated as interferon regulatory factor 4. Gene Ontology annotation, molecular function: protein binding; DNA-binding transcription factor activity, RNA polymerase II-specific; RNA polymerase II cis-regulatory region sequence-specific DNA binding. The record is from RefSeq and is a predicted model, not a curated record. Gene Ontology annotation, biological process: immune system process; regulation of transcription by RNA polymerase II. NCBI's taxonomy places the organism in Eukaryota, Metazoa, Chordata, Mammalia, Perissodactyla, Equidae. Gene Ontology annotation, cellular component: nucleus.